Messenger RNA from Suillus discolor, 1480 nucleotides. RefSeq lists its product as uncharacterized. The transcript is spliced from 9 exons. The record is from RefSeq and is a predicted model, not a curated record. NCBI's taxonomy places the organism in Eukaryota, Fungi, Basidiomycota, Agaricomycetes, Boletales, Suillaceae. The coding region runs from base 1 to 1101 and encodes 366 amino acids.
AUGAACCAAUGUGCCACCAAGCCUCAUCAAGCCCACGAAUUCUGCAGGAAGACAGAAAUCUCCCCCCUGAAACCUGUCGGACCAAAAAAACUAAAUCCUUGCGAGAAGAAUCAAGCCACAUAUAGAGGUAUCCGAGGCGACGUGCGGAAAUGGACCAACGAUGGGGAAUCAAUAGAGCAACAUUCGCGUCACAAAGGCAAGCUCUCGACCCCUGAUUGCCCCCCCUCCGCAAUAGAGGAUAGACCCAAGCGGAUACUGACCCGGAUCAUCAUCUCGGCGGCCCUCAUGUUGUGCAAGAAACGGCUCCAGUCGGCUUCUAAGAUCACAGAAUCUAUCCCAGGCAAGGCUGGACCCUCGGGCCUCAAUAAUCGGUUACUGUCUGAGGAUGUUAUCGGGCCUACGACUAACGAGACGUUGCACGGCGAUCACAGCAAAAGCAUACGAGUUCUGGAACUGGAAGACCUCCAGCAUUCUGUGACUAUCGAAGCACAUACGGUGCAUGACACGUACCUCAAUCCUGUGGAUUUCCUGCAACGUAACGCCCAAUUGGAGAUGAAGAAUAUUGCCGCUGAGAAAGAUCGCGCCGUCGACUCGGGGCUGGGAGAUUGCAUUUGGCCGUAUAGUCGCGAACUUGCAAUUUGGCUGACACUGGUCGUCGCACAUGAACAGGUACCGCUUGCGCAUGUUCUUGGUUCGAAUGAUGGCCCACCAACGGGCUCGGCAGUUGCCCUCAGAGGAGCCGAAAGUUCUGUUCAUCACACCAUCUCUUCUCGCUCCCAGGCUCAGGCUUCAACCCGAAUCAAGCAUCUUGGCACACCCCAAAUAAAUUCCAUUACUAUCGAUAUCCGUAAGCAGAACGUUCCGACGCAAGACCAUGGAAACCCAGCGCCGCGGAGCGCAGAACACAGCGACGCUCCACUGCAUUCCCGCGAGUUAUGGGCAAGUUAUGGGUGCCUGUGGAUCGAGAUUCUAAUACUUGUGGGGGUCUCUUCAGAGGCUCGACUUGAGAUGAAUGCUGCACAAGGCGAGUGGGCGCGUUAUCAGUUUCAUUUACUUGUUACGUUCGUUCUCCUCAUGGCCUUCGUGCGGAGGAUGUUCUAGUAUCCACGUUUCAAUAUAAGUCAUAGAAUUUGACAAAGGCAUGAAUUUAAUUGAACUCAAAAGAAUACACUAUGUAAAGCGACUCAUGUUGGAGCAAAUGGAGAUCAGUCAAAGAUAGCAAAGGCAACAAUGCAUCAAGCAAAUAGACCUAAGCACAACGAACUACGAGUAUGGACAGUGUUAUAUAACAGUACAGAGGACAACGCAAGCAAGACAAAAUGGGAUGCAUGUAGGUUGAACAUAAGCCCUCCGUUUAAUGUACAAAACAACAUCACAGGGGCACGUCGCACGAAAUCAAGAAGUUAAAGGGGUAAAAGGAAUCCUUCGAGAUGCUAUACAUCUCAUUUAGUCGUCACCGUGAUUCCGCCCAUUGAGAUGC